UUUCGCAGUUACUUGCCCCUGUUUCAUCCCGUGACAGACAACAUUACCAGAUCGCCGUCGUCCUCCAGAGAAAAACCCAUAUCUUUGUCAACGAUAACUGGUUGAGAGAUUAACCACAAGUCGUUUGACCUUUACACCCUUUCUUUUAAUUAUUUUUUUUACAAAUCAACUCUUUAUCUCAUGAAGAACUGAAUAUUUUGUUUCACAACUCUAAAAAUAUUCCAUUUCUUUCACGCAAAUUUGGAACAUAACUAUUCAUCAUCCACAACCACCGCGGCAUAGAAUUAUUUCAACCAAACAUCAAAGAUGCCACUACCAACCAGACCCAUGGUCCCCGAGGUUAUGGGAGACGUUGCUGCUAGAAAUACACAUAAAAUGGCCAUCACUCGAGAUUAUAUCUCACAACCAAGACUUACUUACAAGACUGUCACUGGUGUAAAUGGACCCCUUGUCAUAUUGGACGAUGUCAAGUUUCCAAAAUUUGCAGAAAUUGUUCGUUUGACUUUAGCCGAUGGCAGCACAAGAAGUGGUCAAGUGCUUGAAGUCAGUGGCUCCAAAGCUGUUGUCCAGGUGUUUGAAGGAACAUCAGGAAUUGAUGCUAAACACACAACCUGUGAGUUUACUGGCGACAUUCUUAGGAUGCCUGUUUCCGAAGACAUGUUAGGUCGUGUUUUUAAUGGUUCUGGAAAGCCAAUUGACAAAGGUCCUGGAGUCCUUGCUGAGGAUUUCUUGGAUAUUCAGGGUCAACCAAUUAACCCUUGGUCUCGUAUUUACCCUGAGGAAAUGAUACAGACAGGUAUUUCAGCCAUUGACACAAUGAAUUCAAUUGCCCGUGGGCAGAAGAUUCCCAUCUUUUCAGCUGCUGGUCUACCACAUAACGAGAUUGCUGCUCAGAUCUGUCGUCAAGGUGGUUUAGUGAAGCUGCCUGGUAAAAGUAUUAUGGAUGAUCAUGAAGACAACUUUGCCAUUGUGUUCGCUGCUAUGGGUGUCAACAUGGAAACUGCUCGAUUCUUUAAACAGGACUUUGAAGAAAAUGGUUCCAUGGAAAAUGUGUGUCUUUUCUUAAAUUUGGCCAAUGACCCCACCAUUGAACGUAUCAUCACACCAAGGAUUGCACUGACCACAGCUGAGUAUCUGGCCUACCAAUGUGACAAACACGUUCUGGUCAUCCUCACCGACAUGACAUCAUACGCUGAAGCUCUUCGAGAGGUUUCAGCAGCCAGAGAAGAAGUGCCUGGGCGACGUGGUUUCCCCGGUUACAUGUACACUGAUCUGGCUACCAUCUACGAGAGGGCUGGUCGAGUUGAGGGUCGCAAUGGCUCCAUCACACAAAUUCCUAUUCUUACUAUGCCUAAUGAUGAUAUCACACAUCCCAUUCCUGAUUUAACUGGGUACAUCACAGAGGGACAGAUUUAUGUUGACCGUCAGUUACACAACAGACAGAUCUACCCUCCAAUCAAUGUGCUUCCAUCACUGUCUCGUCUUAUGAAAUCAGCCAUUGGUGAAGGAAUGACACGUGAGGAUCAUGCUGAUGUUUCCAAUCAGUUGUACGCCUGCUAUGCCAUUGGUAAAGAUGUGCAAGCUAUGAAAGCUGUUGUUGGUGAAGAAGCUCUAACAUCAGAGGACUUGCUCUACCUGGAGUUCCUCACCAAGUUUGAGAAGAAUUUCAUCUCUCAGGGUCACUAUGAAAACCGAUCCAUAUUCGAAUCGUUGGACAUUGGCUGGCAGCUGUUGCGAAUCUUCCCGAAGGAGAUGUUGAAGAGAAUCCCUGCGGCCACCCAGGCCAAGUACUAUCCUCGGGACGGCGGUCAGUCCACCACUUCCACUCAGCUGUAAAGGGCUUGCUGCGACUGCACCACGAAUCUCCUGGUUCUUGCACUGAACAACACAUUCCAACUCCCACCCCCCCGACCCCCCACAUACACACCAUCCACAUGAUAGCUGUUUGGCCAGCUCCAUGAGUGGUGUGGCAUUUCAUCCACUGUCGUUUUCUACAUCAGUGUCAUUACAUAUAUAUAUAUAUAUAUAUAUACAUAUAUAUAUAUAUAAUGUGCACAUACAUAUCUUGUAGGAUUAAUUGCUCAUACAUGUAUACAGAUACACAUGCAUAUAUAUAUAAACAGAAAAAACUUAAAAUCUGUGGGUACCCUCCUUAUGAACAGGACCAAAGCAUAACAUCCACUGCUGUAUGAUAUUGGGAGGAUGAAGAGGUGUUGAUUGUGGGUUUCAAUGCUCUAUCUCUUCAUUGUUGUUAUUAUUAUCGUUAUAGUAGCAGUUGUUGUUCAAAUUCUUGUUAGUCUGCAGAAAAUUAGCUUUAGCAGUGGAUCCUCUCUUCAGAUGCACUAAAAUCUCCCACUUUUUCUUUCUCUCACACACACAUACACUCUAUGUACACUCACUAUAAAUUUACACACACCAAUGCAGACAGAUUAUUCUGUGUUGCAGCCCACCAUUGGCUGAAAUCAAUAGGUAUAUCUUUGACAUAUCUCUCCCUUGGCACACACUGAAAUUUUUUGAUGAUGUUCAUUAAUACACAAAAAACCCUCCUUUGUAUUGCUGACACAAACACAUACACACACGUGUACAUAUAUAUAUAUAUAUAUAUGUGUGUGCACACAUACAAAUUCUCUAGUUAUUAAGCACACUGGAUGCAUGUGGAAAACAGAAAGGCAAAAACUGAUACAAAAAAAAAAUUACAACUUUAGAAACUAUUGCCGCUGACUAAAAUAAUAAUUACACGAGUGAUUUCAAACAAUAAUAAUAAUUUCUUAUCUGUUCUAAAUUUCAAUAAAUUUUGAAAAUAUAUUAAAAAAAAACCCCCUAAAACAACCAUCUAAUUUUAGAUAUCAAAUUAGAACUUUUCUAUAAAAAAAAAUGUUUUUACUGACAUGAAAUGAUGUUAUCCCCUUUGAAAAAAAAAUUUGGUUUAUAGACAAUCUCAGUAAUAAUACAAUAAUCCUGUUACUGUUUCAAUGUUUAUUAUCGUCCAAAGAAUUUGAAGAAGAAAACUUGGUCUUUGAUUUUAAUGAAUGUGGCGGCAGUGAUUGUUCUAGAAGUGUUAUGAAAGCUGUCAUGAUUCUCAUCCCUUUCAAAAAAAAAAAAAACCAAGCAGAUUUUUUUUUCCUUGGUAGGGAUGGCUAUUAUAUAUAUUUUUUUUCUAAACCUUUCCUAAAAGCCUGUUGGACAUAAUUGUGUGAUAGAAAUAUUUCCUUUUUUUUCUUCUGUUGGAAAGAAAUAAAACUUGUACUGUUAAUUCUA
Messenger RNA from Octopus sinensis (East Asian common octopus), 3258 nucleotides. RefSeq names its product V-type proton ATPase subunit B. Gene Ontology annotation, biological process: ATP metabolic process; proton transmembrane transport. The record is from RefSeq and is a predicted model, not a curated record. Bases 307 to 1836 code for a protein of 509 amino acids. The transcript is spliced from 14 exons. NCBI's taxonomy places the organism in Eukaryota, Metazoa, Mollusca, Cephalopoda, Octopoda, Octopodidae. Gene Ontology annotation, cellular component: proton-transporting V-type ATPase, V1 domain. Gene Ontology annotation, molecular function: proton-transporting ATPase activity, rotational mechanism; ATP binding.